AUGCUCUACCCUACUCUCUCAAUUCUGGUCCUUGCUCUUGGAGCCUCAGCAGCUCCGGCACCAGCUCCAGGCGUCAAUGUUGUGGGAAGCAAAGCUUUCUCUGCACCAGCUGUAUACAAUGCCAACUUCCACCGUAAUGGCACAGCUGCCAUGCUCAAAGCCUACGCCAAGCACAACUUAACUCCAACAAAGGAGAUGCCAGCGGAGUUCCUAGCAGCUUUGCAGAAGCGUCAGGAUGGAUCAGCCACUGCUUUUCCUGCUGAUGGCGUACAGUACCUCGUGACAACCUCCGUCGGGGGUCAACGUUUGGACCUGGACUUAGACACUGGCAGUGCUGAACUAUGGGUGUUCUCGUCCCAAUUGGCAGCAAGUUCCAAAACUGGACAUCACAUCUAUACCUCGUCACAGAGCAGCACUUACAAGGAACUGCCAGGGUAUACUUGGGACAUUACCUACGCUGAUGGUUCUGGCGCGAGCGGAAACGUGGGCACCGAUACUGUCAAGAUCGGUGGAACUACUGUUACUGGCCAGGCUAUCCAAUUGGCCAAGCAGGUUUCGUCCGCUUUUGUGUCAUAUACUGCUGAUGGACUUGUUGGACUUGCAUUCAAUAGUCUCAAUACUGUCUCCCCUGUCCAACAAAAGACCUUCUUCGAUAACGCCAAAAGGUCCUUGAAAGCCCCUCUCUUCGUUGCCCAUCUUCCCCGCCAAGCCAGCGGUUCCUUCGACUUUGGCUACAUCGACGCAUCCAAGCACAGCGGCACAGUCCAAUACGCCACCGUAGAUUCCUCGGGCGGCUUCUGGGAAUUCCCCUCCACAUCCUUCAAGGUCGGUUCCACCGUCCACCCCCAAUCAGGCUUCACCGCCAUCGCCGACACAGGAACCACCCUCCUCCUCACCGGCGAUACCGCCGUCGACACCUACUACGCAUCCGUACCCGGAGCCCAGUACUCCUCCUCUCAAGGCGGGUACAUCUUCCCCUGCAGCGCCACCCUGCCCAGCUUUAGCGUCCGCAUCGGCAGCACGGCGUACGCUACUAUUCCUGGCAGUUUGAUGAGCUUUGGAAGUGCGGGGGGAUCGAGUUGUUUUGGGAGCUUGCAGAGUGCUGGGCGUGGGACCCAGAAUGUUUAUGGGGAUGUUCUCUUUAAUGCGUAUUUGGGCGUGUUUGAUGCUAGUGUGCCGAGGUUUGGGUUUGCACCUAUUGCAUAG
Messenger RNA from Cadophora gregata, 1206 nucleotides. Its product is annotated as Type I transmembrane sorting receptor. The record is from RefSeq and is a predicted model, not a curated record. Gene Ontology annotation, molecular function: aspartic-type endopeptidase activity. Bases 1 to 1206 code for a protein of 401 amino acids. NCBI's taxonomy places the organism in Eukaryota, Fungi, Ascomycota, Leotiomycetes, Helotiales, Ploettnerulaceae. The transcript has 4 exons. Gene Ontology annotation, biological process: proteolysis.